AUGGAUGACGAUGGAGCUGAUAAAUUCUUUGAUCAAGCAACUUUACAGGUUACAUCAAUCGACUAUCUAAGAAUUUUAUCGCAACCGUUGCGAUUUCCUUUACGACGAAAACAGCGACAUCCUCACUUGGAGCGAUCUUCCAAUCGUCAUCAUCGUCAUCAACAACUAUCUGCUGCUGCUAAUUUUAUUUUUAAUUCAGGAUUUUUUACCGAUGAUUUUUAUAAGCAAUUUUUAAAAAUUUAUGCGCAAUAA
Messenger RNA from Loa loa (African eye worm), 252 nucleotides. RefSeq lists its product as hypothetical. The record is from RefSeq and is a predicted model, not a curated record. Lineage: Eukaryota; Metazoa; Nematoda; Chromadorea; Rhabditida; Onchocercidae. Bases 1 to 252 code for a protein of 83 amino acids. The transcript has a single exon.